UCUUCAUUUCAAUUCCUCUUCUUGGCAAAAACUUGGAUUCAAUACAAUAGUGGUCUCUUUCGCAAAUGUUGCACCUCAUAGCAACUGUUACAAGUAUGUGAGCUACAUAUGUAUCAAUUGCUUCAACCAUUACUCAUCUUCCCCAGUUCUUCUCUCAUCUGCAUCGAGCUGAAAAUGGGAUUAUUGUUCUGAAGGGUUUUCGUUGUUUGAAGAGAGUGCGGAAAUGGGUAGGCUAUUCUUGCUCUUUCUCGAAGGCAGUUUCUAUAGCUGCAAGUACUGUCAAGCACACCUGGCUGUGACUGAUGACAUUAUCUCCAAGUCUUUCCACAGCAGGCAUGGAAAGGCGUAUCUCUUUGAGAAUGUCGUUAAUGUGUUUGAAGGGGAAAGGGAAGAGCGGAUGAUGAUGACAGGAAUGCACACUGUUGUUGACAUCUAUUGUGUGGGCUGCUGCAGUUUGCUUGGCUGGAAAUAUGAAUCUGCUGAGGACAAAAGCCAGAAAUACAAGGAAGGGAAAUUCAUCCUGGAAAGGUUCCAAAUACUGGGACCUGAUGGAAGCGGCUACUCAGGUAGCCAUGACGCUCAGCUUGAAGGAGGGAGUGAUGGCGAUGAAGCUUGAUGAUCUCAUCUCAUCUCCCAUCAUCACUUAAGAAGUAAUCAUCGGUGACCCAUAUAAUGCAAGUAGCCUAACACACAAAGUUUUGCAGCAUAUAUAUACUUUAGAAUGGAGAUUGUCUUUCCAUUUCACAAUGAUGGCCUGUCCUGUAAAAUAAAUGAGUAAAAUUUAGUCAUACCCAAUGCAACUUGCUGCCUGCCUAUACAGGUUUUGAGCCCAUUACAUUUCACAAGUAGAAUUGUUCUUGUAGAUAUGAUUUUUCAGGUCAAUAGAAAUUCGAUUAGUACGAUGUUUC
This is a messenger RNA of Ipomoea nil (Japanese morning glory), 908 nucleotides long. RefSeq names its product protein yippee-like At3g08990. Gene Ontology annotation, cellular component: ubiquitin ligase complex. The record is from RefSeq and is a predicted model, not a curated record. The transcript is spliced from 6 exons. Bases 224 to 616 code for a protein of 130 amino acids. Lineage: Eukaryota; Viridiplantae; Streptophyta; Magnoliopsida; Solanales; Convolvulaceae.